Chelonus insularis is the source of this 856-nucleotide messenger RNA. RefSeq names its product UPF0669 protein C6orf120 homolog. Lineage: Eukaryota; Metazoa; Arthropoda; Insecta; Hymenoptera; Braconidae. Bases 413 to 856 code for a protein of 147 amino acids. The record is from RefSeq and is a predicted model, not a curated record. The transcript has 4 exons.
UGACAGCACAUGUAGAAAUUUACAAAGGAGAAGAAAUCGUGUUUUUGUAAAGAAUGUUGUAACCAAAUAAUAAUAAUACUCGGAUAAUUUCCAAUGCAUUUUUCGCUAUAAGUACAUACAUAUGUAGAAAUCGCGACAUCUGUAAUCGUCAAAAAGCGGUUCAAGCUGAAGUUAUCUGACAGCCAAUUCAGCCGCUCAACAUCAAAAUUUUUAGAAAAUCCUUAUUACUUUUUGCUUCUGCUGGACAAAAGUGUUAUAUAUUGUUUAUUUCUAGUUAUAUUGUUUAUGAUUCUUAUAAAUAAUUAUAUUAAGUAUUGCAUAAUUUACAAAGAAUCAUACAAUUUCAAAUACAUUUUUAUUUUGAUUAUAAUAAAUAAAAUCAAGUAGUAAAUUUAAGGCAUUCAUUAUUAUUAUGAAACAAGUGUUUAUGAACUUUAUAUUAUUUGUUACUUCAUCUUGUACUUUUGCAGCUAAUGAACAAUUAUUACAUUAUGUUAAUGAUAAAGUCUCUAGUGGUUCCUUCAAAUAUUACAGCUUGAUGUAUGAUGGAGUAAUAAAAAUUAUUCUACUAUCUAAGAAAGGUGAUGCAGAUUUAUAUAUAUCUCAAUUAACUAGUAAACCAACAUACGAACCUGAUCAAUAUUGUAUUCAAUCAACAACUUGUGGGGAUGAUAUCAUAUUAAUACCACAAAAUUUUAAACGUCCUGUCAGCAUUGGAGUAUACGGUCAUCCAUCUCAUGAAACGAGUCAAUACUAUCUCAUAGUUUAUCAUAUAUCUCUUUCUGCUGAUGAAGAUUUUGAUGAACAAAGUCAUAUAAAUAAUUUAGAAUUUCAUCCUCGUAAAAAGGUACAAUAA